AUGUCGAACAACCCCGUCUACACAUAUCACGAAAAACAGCACUUCAAUCUCGGUGGUAACUCGCGUAAGCGUAAGAUCGGGAUUGAGUCGCUGCGCCGAUUCGACCAUUGUGCGCUAUGCCUCGGCGUAGCACGCGAGGCGACGAGUACCCCGAGGGGAAUUAUAUACUGUAAAGAGUGCAUAUAUGCGGAUCUGUUAGCGCAAAAGCAGGAGAUAAAGGCUGCGAAAACCACCCUGAAGCAGCUCAAGCAGGCGCAGAAGGAUGGUUCAGCAAGACGAGCAGAAAUUAGCAAACAGGGAAAUGUGGAGAGGUUCGAUAAGGCGCAGAAGCUGGGUGGGGACAAUUCACAAUCUCAAUCGCAAUCGCAACCAAACUCAAGCUCACAAUCUCACCCCACUCUACCCAGCUUUUGGCUGUCUUCUCUCCAGCCUAACAUCAGCGAUGAGCAGAAUAUUGCUGAUCGGAUACGCGCGUUAGAGGCCCAGAAGAUGGUGACUCUCUGUCGACAGGCUACCCCUCCUCAUCCACUCACACUCAAGGAUCUCACGCCUGUCAAGAUUAAGUACACUGACAGCGCACGCGAUGUUGCUGUGUGCAGUGGAUGCAAUAGGACACUUAACAAUUCAACUAGAAUGCUUCUCACUAAAUCUUGUCAUAAUCUUCUCUGCGGCUAUUGCAUAGACACUCUCUACACACCAUCGCAGCAGUGCCCUGUAUGCGAUGAAAAGGUUGAUACAAAUCCAGACGAUUUGAUUAGGAUAUCCGUUGAAGGCACCGGUUUCGCUGGUGGUGGCGGUGUUAUGCUCAAGAAGAGAACAGGAACACUCGGGCUCAAUUAG
Messenger RNA from Wallemia ichthyophaga EXF-994, 840 nucleotides. RefSeq names its product Nitric oxide synthase-interacting protein. Gene Ontology annotation, molecular function: ubiquitin protein ligase activity. The coding region runs from base 1 to 840 and encodes 279 amino acids. Gene Ontology annotation, cellular component: nucleus. The transcript has 2 exons. NCBI's taxonomy places the organism in Eukaryota, Fungi, Basidiomycota, Wallemiomycetes, Wallemiales, Wallemiaceae. The record is from RefSeq and is a predicted model, not a curated record.